CGCGGCGGCCGGCGCGGCCGGCCGCUGGGCGCCGUGGACAAGUACCGGCUGCGCAGGAAAUUCCCGCUGCCCCGCACCAUCUGGGACGGCGAGGAGACGGUGUAUUGUUUCAAGGAGAAGUCGCGCAACGCGCUCAAGGAGCUCUACAAGCAGAAUCGCUACCCUUCGCCCGCCGAGAAGCGGCACCUGGCCAAGAUCACCGGCCUGUCCCUCACCCAGGUCAGCAACUGGUUCAAGAACCGCCGGCAGCGCGACCGGAACCCCUCGGAGACCCAGUCCAAAAGUGAGUCAGAUGGCAACCCUAGCACUGAAGAUGAAUCCAGCAAGGGACACGAGGAUUUGUCUCCUCACCCACUCUCCGGUUCAUCCGAUGGCGUCACCAACCACAGCCUUUCCAGUCACAUGGAGCCAGUGUAUAUGCAGCAAAUUGGAAAUACUAAGAUACCAUUAAGCUCUUCCGGAGUUUUGUUGAAUGGAAGCUUGGUAUCUGCAAGUACUUCACCUGUCUUCCUUAAUGGUAAUUCUUUUAUUCAGGGACCCAAUGGAGUUAUCCUUAAUGGAUUAAAUGUGGGAAAUACGCAGACAGUGUCACUGAAUCCACCAAAAAUGUCUUCCAACAUUGUGAGCAAUGGUAUAGCCAUGACUGACGUACUGGGGUCUACCUCCCAGAAUGUGAAGGAAUUCAAAGUCCUCCAGAGUUCUGCCGCUAACUCAGCAGCCACCACCUCCUACAGCCCCAGUGUGUCAUUCCCAGGGCUGAUCCCCAGCACUGAGGUGAAAAGAGAAGGCAUUCAAACAGUGGCUUCCCAGGACGGAGGCUCUGUAGUGACUUUUACUACACCGGUGCAAAUUAACCAAUAUGGCAUUGUCCAGAUCCCUAAUUCCGGAGCAAAUGGCCAGUUCCUUAAUGGGAGCAUUGGAUUCUCUCCGCUGCAGCUGCCUCCUGUCUCGGUGGCAGCAUCACAAGGUAAUAUUUCAGUAAAUUCAAGCACUUCAGAUGGGAGUACAUUUACAAGUGAGUCUGCCUCAGUCCAGCAAGGAAAGGUUUUCUUGAGCUCUCUUGCUCCAGGUGCAGUGGUAUAUACUGUUCCUAAUUCAGGCCAGACUGUAGGAUCUGUGAAACAGGAAGGCUUGGAAAGGAGCCUGGUAUUUUCUCAGUUGAUGCCUGUCAAUCAGAAUUCACAAGUAAAUGCAAACUUGUCUUCUGAAAAUAUCCCAGCGAGUGGCCUUCAUCCACUGGCCCCCUCAUUAGUUAAUGUAUCCCCAACUCACAGUUUUUCCCUGACUCCCCCUACUCUACUAAACCCUUCUGAGCUAAACCAUGACCUUGCUGAUAGCCAGCCAAUAUCUGCACCUGUGGCAAGCAAAUCCACCGUGACCUCUGUCAGCAACACUAACUAUGCAACGCUUCAGAACUGCUCCCUUCUUACUGGUCAAGACAUAUUGUCAGUCCCCUUGCCUCAGGCUGCCCUUGGGGAAAUAGUGCCUACAGCUGAAAACCAGGUAGGUCCUGCCACUCCGGCAGUUCACCAGGAUUUUGUCAGAGAACACCGAUUGGUUCUGCAAUCUGUAGCUGAUUUAAAGGAGAACUUCUUACAGAAUUCUGAGAGCAAAGCAUCGAGCAGCCUAAUGAUGCUAGACUCCAAAUCAAAGUAUGUCCUAGAUGGCAUGGUUGAGACAGUCUGUGAAGACCUGGAAACAGACAAAAAAGAACUUGCCAAGCUCCAAACUGUCCAGUUGGAUGAAGAUAUGCAAGAUUUAUAAACUUUAUUUCCUACAC
Fukomys damarensis (Damara mole-rat) is the source of this 1780-nucleotide messenger RNA. RefSeq names its product SIX homeobox 4 (gene Six4). Gene Ontology annotation, cellular component: nucleus; transcription regulator complex. Gene Ontology annotation, molecular function: RNA polymerase II cis-regulatory region sequence-specific DNA binding; DNA-binding transcription factor activity, RNA polymerase II-specific. The transcript is spliced from 3 exons. The record is from RefSeq and is a predicted model, not a curated record. Gene Ontology annotation, biological process: regulation of transcription by RNA polymerase II. NCBI's taxonomy places the organism in Eukaryota, Metazoa, Chordata, Mammalia, Rodentia, Bathyergidae. The annotation marks the transcript as partial.